This is a messenger RNA of Sus scrofa (pig), 4832 nucleotides long. The record is from RefSeq and is a predicted model, not a curated record. NCBI's taxonomy places the organism in Eukaryota, Metazoa, Chordata, Mammalia, Artiodactyla, Suidae.
GCGCGUCAGGUGCCCGGAAACGGGAAGUGGGGACAGAAGGCCUCCUUCCGCUGGCCGCUCAGCUGAGGGGCGCGUCCGAGUAGCGGGUCCGCGGGGGCCCCGUCUUGUCGUGGUCUUGGAGGACCUGCCUGGGCAUCGCCGGGCUCGUCCGGCCUUGCGCUGGGUAAAGAUGACGGCAAUCAAGCAUGCGUUACAGAGAGACAUUUUUACACCAAAUGAUGAACGCCUGCUGAGUAUUGUCAAUGUCUGCAAGGCAGGAAAAAAGAAAAAAAACUGUUUUUUGUGUGCCACAGUGACAACUGAGCGCCCCGUGCAGGUGAAGGUGGUCAAAGUCAAGAAGUCUGAUAAAGGAGAUUUCUACAAAAGGCAGGCUGCGUGGGCCCUCCGCGACCUGGCUGUGGUGGAUGCCAAGGAUGCUGCCAAAGAAAAUCCUGAGUUUGAUUUACAUUUUGAAAAAAUAUAUAAAUGGGUUGCUAGCAGCACUGCUGAGAAGAAUGCAUUUAUUUCAUGCAUUUGGAAAUUGAAUCAGCGCUAUCUCCGGAAGAAAAUUGAUUUUGUCAAUGUUAGCUCACAGCUUUUGGAAGAACUGCCUAAAGUUACGGAAGAAUCUGUUCCGAGCGGAGAAAAUCAGAGUGUGACAGGAGGCGAUGAAGAAGCAGUGGAUGAGUACCAAGAGUUAAAUGCAAGAGAGGAGCAAGAUAUUGAAAUAAUGAUGGGAGGCUGUGAGUGUGCAAUUUCUAAUGCCGAGGCCUUUGCAGAAAAGCUGUCCAGAGAGCUGCAGGUGCUAGAUGGGGCCAACAUCCAGUCAAUCAUGGCCUCGGAGAAGCAAGUGAACACCCUCAUGAAGCUGCUGGAUGAGGCUCUGGAUGAGGUGGAUCAGAUCGAAGUGAAGCUGAGCAGCUAUGAGGAAAUGCUCCAGAGCGUGAAAGAGCAAAUGGAUCAGAUCUCAGAGAGCAACCACCUGAUUCACCUUAGCAACACCAACAAUGUCAAACUUUUGUCCGAGAUAGAGUUCCUUGUGAACCACCUGGACUUGGCCAAAGGUCACAUAAAGGCGCUUCAGGAAGGAGACCUGGCGUCCUCACGGGGCAUCGAGGCCUGUACCAAUGCCGCGGACGCCCUCCUGCAGUGCAUGAAUGUGGCUCUUCGACCAGGCCACGACCUGCUUCUGGCAGUCAAGCAGCAACAGCAGCGUUUCAGUGAUUUGCGGGAGCAUUUUGCCAGGAGGCUAGCCAGUCAUCUCAACAAUGUUUUUGUUCAGCAGUUUACUCAGGCCCUCCUUCAGCUCUAUAACAGGUCCUACUUUCUUUCGGUGCCUGGUCAUGAUCAGAGUUCCACUCUUGCUCAGCACUCAAUUGAGCUGACUUUACCUAAUCAUCAUCCAUUUCAUAGAGACUUGCUCCGAUAUGCCAAGCUGAUGGAGUGGCUGAAGAGUACCGACUACGGAAAGUAUGAGGGGCUAACAAAGAAUUACAUGGAUUAUAUAUCACGACUCUAUGAGAGAGAAAUCAAAGAUUUCUUUGAAGUUGCAAAGAUCAAGAUGACCGGCACAACUAAAGAAAGCAAGAAGUUUGCUACACUGCCCCGAAAAGAAAGUGCUGUCAAACAGGAAACAGAGAGUCUUCAUGGAAGUUCCGGGAAAUUAACAGGAUCUACGUCUAGUCUAAACAAACUCAGUGUUCAGAGUUCAGGGAAUCGCAGAUCUCAGUCAUCUUCUUUGUUGGAUAUGGGGAACAUGUCUGCCUCUGACCUUGAUGUUGCCGACAGAACCAAGUUUGAUAAGAUCUUUGAACAGGUUCUCAGUGAGCUGGAGCCCCUGUGUCUGGCAGAACAGGACUUCAUAGGGAAACUUUUCAAACUGCAGCAACAUCCAAGUGUGCCAGGAAUGAUGACUGAAGCAGAGGACCUCGAUGGCGGAACAUUGUCACGGCAACAUAAUUCUGGCACACCACUGCCUGUUUCGUCUGAGAAAGAUAUGAUCCGCCAAAUGAUGAUUAAAAUAUUUCGCUGCAUUGAGCCAGAACUCAACAACCUUAUUGCAUUAGGAGACAAAAUCGAUAGUUUUAACUCCCUUUACAUGCUAGUCAAAAUGAGUCAUCAUGUGUGGACUGCCCAAAAUGUGGACCCUGCCUCUUUUCUGAGUACUACAUUGGGAAAUGUUUUGGUGACUGUCAAAAGGAACUUUGACAAAUGUAUUAGUAACCAGAUAAGGCAAAUGGAAGAAGUAAAGAUCUCAAAGAAGAGUAAAGUAGGAAUUCUUCCAUUUGUGGCUGAAUUUGAAGAAUUUGCUGGACUUGCAGAAUCGAUCUUUAAAAAUGCUGAGCGUCGUGGAGACCUAGAUAAAGCAUAUACUAAACUUAUCAGAGGGGUGUUUGUUAACGCAUUUCUUUGAAGGUGUUGAAGCUCGGGUAGCACAGGGUAUAAGAGAGGAGGAAGUAAGCUAUCAGCUUGCAUUUAACAAGCAGGAGCUCCGGAAAGUUAUCAGAGAGUAUCCUGGGAAGGAGGUGAAAAAAGGCCUGGACAACCUCUACAAGAAGGUCGAUAAGCACCUGUGCGAAGAGGAGAACCUACUGCAGGUAUGCUUCGGUCGUCUGACCAUCCUAGAUGCACAGCCGCACACAAUUGCUUUUUUCUGUAAUAGUCCUCUAGAAAGGCUGGACAUUUUCUAAUGUUAGCACGAGGAAAGUUCCCUAAUGUACAGAGCAGAUCGAUGAGUUGUGAGGCCAAAAGGAUUAAUAUUUAUACAAGUUUAUGUGACUAUUCCUGUUUAUUUUACAUUUGUUUUAUUGUUUCGAGGCACAGUUUUUCUUUUGUUUGGGGUGGAGUAUUUUUGUUGCUUUUUUGUCUUGUUUCUGUUUUGAGGGUAGAAAGGAAAUUGAACUGGCAGGUGGUACAGUGGAGUGGUUCUGAGCAUGGGGGUCGGGCUUGGAAAUGGGUUCAUAAUCUGGCUCCAGAUAAAGCUGCAGGACUGGGGGCAACUUACUUAACCUUUCUGAGCCUCGGUUUCUUUAUUUGAGAAGUAGAAAUAACACUCGCCUGUACAGCAGGCACUCCUCUUGUUGUCGUUGUUUUACACCUGAGGAAGAUCAGAACUCAGAGAGGUGAAAUAAUACAGCAUGGUUCCAUGGCCGAUGGACUGUAGAGCCAGGCCUAAACCACAGACCGAGCCACUGUUGUUGGUAAACCAUCCUAGAGACCCCAAGCAGCGUGAGGAUAAUGCUGACUCUGGCAUCAUGGAGGACUUCGUGAAGCAAAGUCAUAUACUGACUUAGCAGAUAAAGUAGCAGAAGAGGUAUUCAAGAUGGAAGAAAUACCCUGAGCUGAAAGAUGAAGCAGAAAGUGUCAAACGAUUCAGUGAAUAGUCUUUAAGUUGACUAUUAGGAAUUGAGAACUUGGGAGAUUUAGGGUUUACAAGGAAAAUCAUAGAAGAAUGCAUUUGCUCAACUGACAGAUACAGGCGGCGUUCACAGUGCCUCCCUCACCAGGUCAGCCUGUGACUUAUACAGCGUGACACCCGGGGCACACAGUGUGCUGUGCUGAUAUCGAAUAAGGGUCCCUGAGCGUCACUGCUCACUAGCUAGCUGUCAGUGUGUGCCUCAGGUCUGUCAACUCCUUGGCCUACAGAUGAUCUGUCUGACUCAUUUCGGUGCCCUCCAGGGCAUCAGCAGUGUUUUGCAUCAUCAGUUUUAGAUAAAGAAAUUGUCAGACUUUCAUCUGAAAUGGAAUCUGGGCAUUAACUGCUACAUUUCACAUAGUCGCCAGGCUGGGUUGCAUAUCCACAUGUGUUGGGUAAGGAGGGGAUGUGAAAACAGCUCAGAUGUGUCAUGUGUGCUACUCUGUCACCUCUGUUCUGAGUGCUUUACACACAUUCACGCAUUUAACCCUCGUGGAGAACUUGUGAGGAAGGUAUUACCUUCAUCACCGUGGCUUACAGAUAGGGAGCUGGAGCCACAGAGCAGUGAUGUAGCAUCUCAGGUCACACAUCUGGCAGGUGCAGGAGCCAGGAUUCUAGCUCCAGAUGUGUGUUCUUAACUAUUAUGCUGUCCUAAUUUCUUAGAAUAUGUCUUGACUUUUUUUUUCAACAUACUGGACUAUAUAUUAUUUCCAUUUGCAGUUGAGCAGCUUUCAUCCUCAUUUUUAUUUCAGGUCGUGUGGCACUCCAUGCAGGACGAAUUUAUCCGCCAGUACAAGCAUUUUGAAGGUUUGAUAGCGCGCUGUUACCCCGGAUCUGGUGUUACAAUGGAAUUCACCAUUCAGGACAUUCUGGAUUAUUGCUCUAGCAUUGCACAGUCCCACUAGCCCUCAUAAAAGAAGAAAGAUAAAUGAAAAAGGCACCCUGCGUACACCAGACACUAUUCAGAAAUAUCAAGCAACUAUUUUGAGAACCCAGACUUGAAAUUUUAUGUGUUACUUAAGUGUCGUAAAUGGAGAAUAUCAUACCACAAAUAUUCAGGAAUGAAAGUACCAACCUAUGUAGUAGUUUUAUUUGCCCAAUAGGUUGUGUACUAACUUAAAGCAUUUAUGUCAGCAUAAAUGCCUUUAGCAUUUUUCUAUGCCUAAACCAGAAACCUUCCUUUAAUGCCUUGCUUCUUGUAUUUGAGAGUGGUUAUCCUUUGUCGAAUGCAUUGGGUGUUCUUCAGUUUUCACUAGUGCAGCAUCACUUGGAAACCAUGCAACUACUAAAAUACAUAUAGAAUUUUUUCCCUUUGCCUAAUGUGCGUAUGCAUAGGGAUCUUGUGAUGUAAACCUGGAUCACUUGUAAACAUGGAUUUUGAGGAUUAUGUGACUAUAGCUAUGAAUCUGAAAUAAAGAGAUUUUCAAAAAAAUCAAAA